This is a messenger RNA of Micropterus dolomieu (smallmouth bass), 1115 nucleotides long. RefSeq lists its product as uncharacterized. Gene Ontology annotation, molecular function: methyltransferase activity; 2-oxoglutarate-dependent dioxygenase activity. Bases 102 to 1115 code for a protein of 337 amino acids. The record is from RefSeq and is a predicted model, not a curated record. Lineage: Eukaryota; Metazoa; Chordata; Actinopteri; Centrarchiformes; Centrarchidae. The transcript is spliced from 6 exons.
CUCUCAGAAACUCACCUGUGAAGCUCCAAAGCAGGUCGGAGGAAGAACAGUCAACUUUUGCUUUCGGUCUUUGAUCUGAUCACAGACCAGAGAGAGAAAUCAUGCAGGCUUCAAAAGAGGAGGAAAAAAGUUUCAAAGAAAUGCGAAGGACGCUGUGGUUACUCAGAGUUAAACGCUCUCUUGGGAACACCUGGGGGAACUUGGACCAAAAGGAAGAACUGAUAAAGAAGUGCAGGAACCAAAGCGUCCUGCAGUGGCUGAGAGACGGUUCAGAGUCCCGAGACUUCUCCCAUCUCGUGGACAUGUUUAAUUUCCUGAAAGAACGCAUCGACGUGGAAGAGAAGAAGAACCACAGCAACAGUGUAGACAUCACCUUUGUGGCCCACGGAGCGAUCGGAGACUUCAUGAUCCCAGCCAGCUGCCUCCUGCCUCUGCCCUCCAUCACAGACGUGCUCCUGUAUUCUCCCUGGAACUGCACCAGUAGUGCUGAUGUGGUAUAUGGUGUCGCUACAGGACGCAUCAGGCCGCAGCACAGAGUUUUUAUCUGUGCCAAAAAGGACGGCUGUCUGAUUCCUGAUGGAGGGCAUCGGCCUGUGAAACUGCCAAACUACUGGAACUCCAUGAAGACAGCUGGAGAUCAAAUGAUUCCCAACAUCACUCGAAGACCUGACCUGACCCUCACCAACGGCAUCACAAGGACAGCGAGACAACAGCUCUUCUUCUUCCUCUGCUGGCUGAGGAGGAUCAACAUGGACUCCAGGAUACUCUGCACCUUCUACAGGUUUCAAGCCACCCUCCAUCUGAGUGCCUGUCUGGGGGAUCAGUCUGCUGGACAGAAGUUUGACAAAGACUAUCUGCAGACUCAGUAUGCCUGCGCUGUGGACAGCACUGUGAUGACACUUUCAGAAGACAUGUUCACUCGAAGACCUGACCUGACCCUCACCAACGGCAUCACAAGGACAGCGAGACAACAGCUCUUCUUCUUCCUCUGCUGGCUGAGGAGGAUCAACAUGGACUCCAGGAUACUCUGCACCUUCUACAGGUGCACCUCUGAGAGCAUCCUGAUCGGCUGCAUCACCUCCUGGUCAGGCAGCUGCUACGCCCUCCACGGUUAG